Molecule: messenger RNA, 4916 nt
Organism: Pangasianodon hypophthalmus (striped catfish)
Lineage: Eukaryota; Metazoa; Chordata; Actinopteri; Siluriformes; Pangasiidae
Gene: wrn
Product: WRN RecQ like helicase
Exons: 35
Coding region: 463-4785 (1440 amino acids)
Biological process (GO): double-strand break repair via homologous recombination; DNA replication; telomere maintenance
Cellular component (GO): nucleoplasm; cytoplasm; chromosome
Molecular function (GO): ATP binding; 3'-5' DNA helicase activity; four-way junction helicase activity
Source: RefSeq, a predicted model, not a curated record
ACUAAACAAACCCGAGGAAAAACUAACGCAUAGGAUGGCGCGAGAGUUUAGGAAUCAUACCUGACUCGAUGGUAAACAAAAAAAAAAGCUAAAAAAAUAAACAAGUUAAUCGAAGAGACAGUUUAAAGGACGUUUAGCAAACACGUCUGUAAUAUAAAGUAUGUAUCUGUAAGUAAGUGUAAGUGUUAUGAGGCAUUCCUAGAGCGCGGAAAAGAUUUCUAAUAUCACUGUGUAUGUUGUCAACAUAAGCGUGUGGACUGGAAGCUGCAUGAAAGUACCAAGAGCUGAGUUUAGAGAUCAUAUGAGCUACUGUGGCUGUGAAAUCGGUAUUAAAUACGGAAUCCUGAACCUAGCCCUGACACUGCAUUUUAACACCUCAUCUUUACACUGUGAUGAGAGUUUAUUAUCUGCCAGUGCUAGGUAGCUACACUAUAGUUAAAGCUGAAGAGCAGAGCCAGAGCUAUGGAUGAUUGUACAGCGGGUGACAGGUCGCUUCCGGCAUGGAUGACGAAAAAACAUGACGAUGAUGUACACUCUCAGUCACAGGGUAUCUACAAAAAGAAUGUCAUUGAGGAUGAUCUUCCCUAUCUGGAAUUUGGUGGUAGAGUUAUAUACAGCCAGGAGAAAAACGAUUGCUCGUUUUUAACAGAGGAUUUAAGAUCCUCUCUCAUGCCCGGCUCGGCUGUGGGAUUUGAUUUAGAAUGGCCUCCAUCUUUCACCAAGGGGAAGACUAAGAAGGUUGCUUUGGUUCAGCUUUGCGCCUCGGAGGAGAAAUGCUACCUUUUUCACAUAUCAUCGAUGUCAGGAUUUCCUCCUGGCCUAAAGAUGUUUCUGGAAGAUGAGAGCAUCAAAAAGGUUGGGGUGGGCAUCGAAGGAGAUAAGUGGAAGCUGCUAUCUGAUUAUGAAAUUAAGCUGAAGAAUUUUAUAGAGCUCUCUGAUUUGGCAAAUGAGAAACUGAAAUGUUUUGAGAAGUGGAGCUUGGAUGGGAUGGUCAAGCACUUGUUCAAAAAACAGCUCUUUAAAGACAAGGAUGUGCGCUGUAGCCACUGGGAUGACUUUGGGCUCACAGAGGAGCAGAAACGAUAUGCUGCAACAGAUGCCUAUGCUGGAUUCAUAGCAUAUCAGAAGCUAGAAAGAAUGGUGGUGAACCCAGGUUCACUGAAAGCUCAAGAUUGUUUGAAACAGAAGCUUUGUCAGAUUAGCAGAGAGCUUGAAGACAUUACUAGAUGUAUUCCUGAGGGACUCAACUGCACAAGCAGAACUGAAAAGCUAGUGGACGACUUAUCUCAGCAAGUUGCAUCUCUUAAAGAUCUCCUGAUAAGCAACCAAAACGUGGCAGAAGAAUGUUUCUCUAAAGCCAGCCUGGAUCACAGUCCUAACUUCCAGAGUGAUGAGAUCGACACCAUGGAUCCUGACGCUAAUCAGACAUCUUCUAAUGACAAAACUGGUCAUUCCUCAUCCAGAGACCAUGUAAAGCCUUCACUGUCAUUGGAAGAGGAUAAAAGUGGCCCUGUUCAGACAGUACAGAGGGAAUGCAUCAUGUCCUUGGAUAUCUCUGAGUAUGAGCUUCAGAUGCUGGAGAUGCAGGCCAGACAGGAGGAGAACGAGGAGCAAUCCAUUUUAGCUUUCGAGAAGGAGAAAUCGGCUCUGGAAGACUCUGCCGAGUUGUCAUACGAACUUGAAGGUGAUGAGGAGCUUGACAAUGAAAUGAUUCAGUGUGCUGAGGAAAUGGAGAAACUGAAUGACAGUUUUGAAAAGCAGCCUAAUGAAGCGAAGGUAACUGCGGAUGAUGAAGAUGAGGUUGUUGAAGAGGAUGAAGCGGAAGGAUUUGAUGCAAAUCUUCCCCAGCCAACUCCUGAACAGAUUAAAUGCCUGAAAAUGUAUUUUGGACAUCACAGUUUUAAACCGGUACAAUGGAAAGUGAUUCAGUCCGUGCUUGAGCAGAGGAGGGAUAACCUUGUUGUCAUGGCAACUGGUUAUGGAAAGAGCUUGUGCUUCCAGUUCCCUCCUGUGCACUGUGUGAACAUCAGCGUGGUUAUCUCCCCUCUGAUUGCACUAAUGGAGGACCAGGUGCUGCAGCUCCAGAUGUCCAACAUCCCUGCUUGUUUCCUUGGAUCGGCCCAGACCCAUAAUGUAUUUGCUGGCUUACAAAAGGGCCACUUCAGAGUCGUAUACAUGACACCGGAAUUCUGCUCAGUAAACAUACCUCUGCUUGAACAGCUGAAUAAAUCAAUUGGUCUUUGUAUGAUUGCAGUGGAUGAAGCCCAUUGUAUUUCUCAGUGGGGGCAUGAUUUUAGAAGUGCUUAUCGAGACCUUGGCAAAUUGAAAAGAAGCCUUCCAGAUGUUCCCAUUGUGGCGCUCACGGCCACUGCAAGCCCCUCUAUUCGGGACGACAUAGUGAAGAGCCUCCACUUGGUGAACCCUCUCGUCACUUGCACCUCUUUUGACCGGCCCAACCUCUAUCUGGAUGUGAACCGCAAAUCUGGCGACAUCAUCCAAGACCUCAAGUCGUUCCUGGUGAAAAAAAGAGGGGGUGAUUAUGAAUUUGAGGGCUCAGCCAUUGUGUACUGCCCAUCUAAGAAGGAAGCAGAGAGAGUGACGUGUUCUUUAUUUAAGCUGGGCAUCCGCUGUGGAGUGUACCACGCAGGCCUCAGCAUCAAACAAAGGAGAGAGACACAGUAUCAGUUCAUGAGAGAUGAGAUACAGUGUGUGGUUGCUACCGUAGCUUUUGGAAUGGGAAUUAACAAGCCUGAUAUUAGAAAGGUCAUUCAUUAUGGAGCGCCAAAAGAGAUGGAAUCUUACUACCAGGAGAUUGGACGAGCAGGAAGAGACGGACUGCCCAGUGCCUGCCAUGUCCUCUGGACACCUAGCGACAUGGCACUCAACAGGUUUCUUCUCAACCAGACGAAGUGUGACCGAUUCAGGGGCUACAAAAUGGAAAUGAUGGCCAAGAUGGAGAAAUAUUUGAAUUCCACUAAGUGCAGAAGGAAGUUAAUCUUGUCACAUUUUGAGGAUAAGCAACUCAGAAAAGUCACUUCAGGUAUAUUGGGGACCGGCAAGUGUUGCGACAACUGCAGAUCUGGGCCCAUUAAAAGCCAGAGCCAAGACUGUUCAGAGCAAGAUCUUCAGGACUUUGGUGUGUGUGCAUUCCAGCUGAUGGGGGCAGUGAGUGCGAUGGGAGAGAAAUUUGGUAUUACAGCUCCCAUACUGCUGCUGCGUGGCUCAACUGCUCAGAGAGUUCCUGAUCGCUUUCGGCAGCACAGCUUGUUCGGCGCGGGUAGGGGUGUGUCUGAAGCCUGGUGGAGAGCGCUUGGCCGUGAGCUCAUCAAUGAGAAGUACCUAAUGGAGGCCUCUGGUUAUAAUAAGUUCAGCAUGCUCUGUAAACUCACUCCCAAGGGCAGGACAUGGUUAAGCAAAGCCCAGGAUGAGAAACACAGAACCCUCCUUCUUCAACCUAACAAAAAUCUGUGUCCAAGAGUUUAUAUGCCAAAGAAAAAAACAGAUCCGAAACCUGUUGUGGUUGAUGUUCAAGGCCAGGCUCUCCCAAGCACAGCUCAGGGAACAAAUUUCAGGUCUCAGGUGGACUCCAGGGCUGUGGUCAAGAAUGACGGAACAUCACAUUAUAGGUCAGUUCCGGGUUUGCUGCCUGUACCUAAAGCCACGCCACAGCCUCCUGCAGUCUCUGCCAGAGAAAUGGAGUUACAGACUGAGCUGUACAGCAAGCUGGUAUCUGAGAGGCAGAAGCUAGCCAGCAUGAAAGACAUCCCUCCUGCCAUACUGGCCACCAACAAAAUCCUCCUGGACCUGGCCAAGUUAAGGCCCUGCUCAGUAGCCAAGCUGAAGCUGGUGGAUGGUGUGUCUGAGGCUAAAGCAGCCAUGUUGGCUCCUCUACUCCAGACCAUCACAGACUUCUGCCAGAUACACAACCUGCAGGAGGCUGUGACUUCCAGCUCUUCUACUUCCUGUGCUGAACAGACACACAGUACACAGACAGGAAAAGCCUCAGCACUGCCUCUGUCUGACAGCGUGGCCAUGACUUACAGACUUUUCCAGAUUGAUGGCAAAAGCAUGAGACAAGUAGCUGAUGCUCGUAGCUUGCCCAUGGCAGUGGUGGAAUCUCAUCUGCUACAGGCUCAGAAGGCAGGCCAGCCUCUGGACAGUGAGCGAGCCGGCCUGUCUUCAUCUGUAUUCAACACCAUCACACGCAUCCUCUCCUCUCCUCCUCUCAGCUCGGAUCUCACUGACUUUAAGAACAUUCGUGCUGUGGUGCCAGAGGACAUCAGCACUUUUCUCCUCAGGCUGUGUGUUGCUAAGCUACAGAAUGAAGGCUUUCCAAAGCCACAGCCUGUCAAUCUGCCAUCAGAACAGCACCAGAUCACCUGGAUAGAGCCUCAGGAAAAGCUUGUCCAGGCAGAUGGUGCUGGUAAAGCCGUCACUUCAGGGCUCCGAACACACCAGCUGGAGCCAGAGCUGGACAAUAUGGACAUGAGCGAUGAUGAACUCUUUAGUGAACUUCCCAUGCCUGAGGAUGCAGGGCCGACCAGCAGUGUUGCUCAGUGUAAUGUAGAAGAUGCCGGGCCUUCUAAAAGCAGUGGAAUUGAACUGGCUUCCUGGAACCAGGAGAACCUGGACAGAGACACUCAGGAUCUGUUUAGCGUUUCACCAGUUAAGACCAAAAGCCAGGUGCCAAAGAGGAAGCUGCCUGACUGGACGGAAGCACCGACAGACUCUCUUAAUCCUGCUACAUCAAAAAAGAACAAAAAAAAGAAAGGACUCUUCAUGUGACUUUCAGUAAAAUAACACAAGUGUAUAUAGUUUUUCAGAAAUCAUUUCUGAGAUUUUUUGCACAAAAAAUACACUUUUGAAAACACUCUUUUGAUACUUUUUGCUAAAUAAAUUGAUCUUAUUUAUGUCUA